Messenger RNA from Juglans regia (Persian walnut), 1434 nucleotides. RefSeq lists its product as uncharacterized. Gene Ontology annotation, molecular function: catalytic activity. Bases 1 to 1434 code for a protein of 477 amino acids. The record is from RefSeq and is a predicted model, not a curated record. Lineage: Eukaryota; Viridiplantae; Streptophyta; Magnoliopsida; Fagales; Juglandaceae. The transcript has a single exon.
AUGAGACUACUUGCUUGGAAUUGCAGGGGUAUUGCCCGAUCCACUGCAAUCAGAUCUCUUAGGGCAAAAAUCAGGAUCUAUAAUCCUGAUGUUAUUUUCCUUUCUGAAACUUUAUUAUCCUCUUGUGAAAAUGCUAGUAUUGUUAAUAGGCUUGGUUUCACGUUUUUUGUUCACUCCCCACCGACUAAGAAAUGGGGAGGUCUUUUGCUUCUGUAUCGUCCUGGUUUCGAUAUAGAACUUGUGAAUAUUUCUGCUAAUAUGAUAUCUGCUUUAGUCUACUCGGAUCCUGUUCAUGUACCUUGGCUUUUAAAUCUUGUAUAUUGUCCUGCCGCUGUUAAUCAAAAGCAAUGGUUCUGGGAUAUGCUUAGUCAAACCACAGAUUCCUUCUCCGGGCCCUCUCUUGCAAUUGGCGAUUUCAAUUACAUUCUGUCUCAAUCUGAAAAAUUUGGUGGUAAAAGUUUCGCUCAAUCAUCCACUUUAAAAGGUCUUCCUCUUUUCAUGAAUAGGUUCGGAUUUGUGGAUAUUGGUUUUAAUGGUCCAAAAUAUACUUGGUCAAACAAGAGGGCUGGCUUUAAUCUCAUUAAAGAACGUCUUGAUAGAGGAAUAGCCAAUUUAGAGUGGAUUGAGUUGUUUCCUAAUGCUUUCAUCACCACACUCACUCGUGAUUCCUCGGAUCAUGCUCCAAUCCUGUUGGACACUUCAAAAAAUCAUCAAUCCAACAAAUCCUUUAAAUUUGAAGAAUUUUGGCUUAGAGAUCCCUCUAUCUUCAUUACUAUUAAAAAAGCCUGGUCUCAAGGUUUCAUUGGCACUCCUUCUUUUAUCCCGUCAAAGAAACUAAAAAAUACCAAAAAAGCCCUUCGGGAUUGGAAUUUAAAAAAUUUUGGUCACAUUCAAGCCCAAAUCAAACACCUUUCUGAUAUUCUUUCCUCUAUUCAAGAUCAAGACCUUCCUCCUUCCUCCUUGUCUUUGGAAAUGGACCUCCAAACAAAUCUUCAAGAACUCCUCAUUAGGGAAGAAACUCUUUGGCGUCAAAAAUCUAGAGUGACUUGGCUUACUACGACGGAUUUAAAUACCAAAUUUUUCCAUGCUUCUACUGUGAUCAGACGUAGAAGGAAUAUGAUUGACUGUUUGAAGACGGGCAGAAAUCAAUGGUCUACUGACCCGUCCAUUAUUGCAACAACCAUCCAAGAUCAUUUUCAAAAAAUUUUCACCUCCUCCAAUCCUUCUCCGUCUGUCAACAUGGAUCAUCUUUUUCCAAGGAAAAUUACUGAUGUUGAAAAUGAUUAUCUCUGUCACAUCCCUACUGAUGAAGAAAUUUUCCUUGUAGUUAAAGCCCUUCCCUCCUCCAAAGCCCCUGGUCCGGACGGGUUCACAGGACUCUUUUAUAAAAAAAUUCUGGGAAAUUAUCAAACUAGAUGUCCUGGCCACUGUUAA